AUGGCAAAACACAUGGUUUCAAUGUUGUUGCUUUGUGUAUUCUUUUCCUUACUAGAAUUCAAAGUUGAAGCAAAAAAAUCUUCACAUUUAGAAAGAGAAAUUGAAGCUAAAUUGAAGCUUCUAAACAAGCCAGCAGUGAAAACUAUUAAGAGUGAGGACGGAGAUAUUAUUGAUUGCGUCGAUAUUUACAAACAACCUGCUUUUGACCAUCCUGCUUUAAAAAACCAUAGAAUACAGAUGGUGCCGAGUUUUCCUCUUGAAUCCGAAAAUUCAAGCACAGUAGGUGUUUUCAACGCAAGCUCUGAUGUGUUUCAGACAUGGCAGAAAAGUGGAAGUUGUCCUGAAGAAACUAUCCCUAUUCGAAGAAUUCGAAAAGAGGACUUGCUGAGAGCAGGUUCACUUGAUCGUUUCGGACGGAAACCCCCUGAAAUAUUUGAUAAUUCAACCAGCACCAUGAGUGGUAUAGUCGAAGUGACAAAUCGCUCGGAUGCAUAUCUUGUAGCAGUGGGAUAUAAUUUCAUAGGGGGGCAAGCAAAUAUUAAUGUGUGGAAUCCUAGAGUUGAAAAACCAGAAGAUUUCACUACUGCUCAGUUGUGGCUUAAGGCUGCUAAUGGUGAUAAUAAUUUCGAAAGCAUCGAAGCCGGUUGGAUAGUUAAUCCAAAGUUGUAUGGUGACCACAGAACCCGAUUAUUCGUCCAUUGGACUAGAGAUACAUACAGAACUACAGGGUGCUUUGAUCUUUUAUGCUCAGGUUUUGUGCAUACAAACAAGAAUAUAGUGCUUGGUGGUGCCAUAGAACCUAUUUCAUCCCCUGGUGGUCCACAAUAUGAACUCAACUACGCAAUAUAUUCGGAUUAUCAUGGAAAGUGGUGGCUUAAAGUGAAAAAUAACAUUCCAGUAGGCUAUUGGCCGACCGAGAUACUGAGAAACUUACAACACAGUGCAUCAUUGGUUCAAUGGGGUGGACAAGUUUUUAGUUAUGAGGUCAAAACAGACCCUCCCCACACUGGAACACAGAUGGGUAGUGGAGGACCAGCAGGUGGACGAUUCGGGCACGCAUGCUAUAUGAGUGUUGUGAGAAUUAUAGAUUAUUCACUAAAACUAAAGUAUCCUCCGAUAGUAGGCGUUCAUGCUUCAGAACCAGAUUGUUACAAUACCUUAAAUGAUGUUCAAUAUGGAAAAGACCCUGUAUUCUAUUUCGGAGGGGCUGGACGAAACCCUCAUUGUCCUUGA
This is a messenger RNA of Lathyrus sativus (Indian pea), 1233 nucleotides long. The record is from the annotation of a GenBank genome assembly. Lineage: Eukaryota; Viridiplantae; Streptophyta; Magnoliopsida; Fabales; Fabaceae.